UUUUGCUGAAUAUUGAAGGUCAAUCAGAUCCCCCGCCUCCCUGAAACACUCCUAAUAGUAGCAGGAAAAGUUUCAAUAUGCUCCUUUUCACAGCAGACAUUUUGACAUGUCAUUGGAUGAAAAGCACAGGUGUAACUAAUAACACUAACGACAGCUCUGUUCUAUUAAGCGUUAAGUCAUGACAGUGUGACACUGAGCCAGCAUGAACAAUACCAGGACUGAAACUGAAGGAGCUAAAUGGAAUUCACUCAUCAUUCAUUUUAUUAUUUUCACCCGUGCUUUUAUGUCAUAUGUCAAAAUGUAGUUUUGUGAAGGCCUAUCUAGAAAUGUGACAUUUAUACACAGGAAGAGUCAAGUGAUAGGCCUGAGAGAUGAAAAGUUUAUAAUAAAAUUAAAGGAGUAGUUCAAUAUUUUGCUUUCUUGCAGAGGUUUAGAUGAGAAAGAUGGAUCCCACUCUCAUGUCUGUAGGCACUACGCUAAAUAUGAAGCUUCAGCCAGCAGCUGAUUAGCUUAGCACAAAGACUGGAAACAGCUAGUCCCCCAUUUGAUGCCUGUAUUAGGGAGCAUCAGUAGAGAGAUGACAGGAGCAGGGAGACAGAGAUGAGGAAUGAUAUGCAACAAAGAUCUGCUGCCAGAAUCGACCCGCAGGUUAUGUGGCAUGCACUUUAACCAGCAGGCUUCUGAGCACAGCUAAAGCGUACUAUUUAAUAGUAAUUUAAGAACUUAUUGUUUAUACUGUCCACUGUCUUAUAUGAUUGAGUUGAAAUAAUUUUGUUAUGGCUCAGAAAAAUCCAUCUCUUACUAUCAGAUAGCCCGAGGCCUUGCUUAAGACACAUAUCAGUUUGUUUUCAGUCCAAACACCGACCAGUUAAAGGUGACAGUGUCAUUGCUUAGUCAUGAAAUGCACAAAAUUGUGUUUCUACAUGGCAUGAAAUGUAAAGGAAACAAAUACUUAUUUUCUAAAAGAGCUGUAGGCUAAAUAUGAGAAGUGUGUGAUCUGAUGCAUCUGGCUAUAUGUGUUUAUGUGUUUCUGCAUGCUGGAGCUGUGUGCAAGCAUCUCAGAGAGAGAGAGACAGAGCGAAAGCCGCAGCACACUGAGGGUCUGACAGUGUUACAAGCAUCCAGAUUGGUGCCCGAGGCUGCUGAGACUCGCUAUAAGACACCCACAUGCUGAAGCGGAGCGCCUCAUUAGGGAAGUCCCAGACACACUGCACAUUGAUCUGAGUAAGUCCCCCCUCCAAGGCUCUCUGGUAUCAGCUGAGAGGAAGCUGCCAGUCCUGGCUGCCACCCAGUUUCCCCUGACAUCUGACCGAUUACAUCCACUGAUGGACAUGAAACUCUGCCAUUACUGGCCAGCACUGAUUAAUUACUCCCUCCAUAAAAACUCACACUGUUAUGUUGUUUUUUGUGCCAAAUGCAAUGUUCUCUGCAAUUUACUGUAUAAUGGUGAUCUAAAAAGAGAUAUGUUACUUGUCUGUCACUUUUCUGAGUUAAUCUUUGGAUUCUUAAGGGCUGAUGUGAUUCAACAUCUGCUAUGUUAUUGUCACUUGACAGCUCAAAGCUCUUGUUCAUGUAUUUAAAUCCAUUUGGAUAAUGCUUUUUAGCCUUAGCUGUGAUUAUAUAAAACACCACAACAAUGUAGAUACUUUUUUUUAUUACCUGAAAUCAGAUUUUAACCACCUGACAACCACCUGGAACAGGAUCAGUCACAGCCAACACUACUCUGAAUCUCCAGGACCAGAAUUGAAACAGGACUGGCUUUAAGUCCUUAAAGCAAUCAAUAUUUUAUAUGAACAAUUGGUCAGAUGACUGUAUAAUGUGAAAGGUGACAUGCUUAGUGACUCACAGGGAUUUAUCCCCCAACCUCGCUGUUCCUCUCAGCUCUACUGAGCUUUUUAGUGUCUUUUAGCAUUUAAGUAACAUGCUUCAUGUACGUCAUGAUUCAUUUGUUGUGUCUGUUUCUAUUGCGUCGCAUUUUGCUUUUAUUGGUACACCAACUUUUCCAUCUCAACCAGGCCUAAAAACUUUUUUGUACCUCUCAGAUCACAGCUUUUACUUUAAAAUGACACAAAAAGACUAAAUAAAUGGGAUGGUAGUCUAAAGGGGGACUGUUCCAUAACCAAAAUCCCCUAAUAGCCAUUAGCCAUGCUAACAGUUGGAUUACGAUGAAUCCUUCUGACUUUUCUGAUCCCUUAACUUUCUAUUUAAAAUUUAGAAAAACAUUCUCCACACAGUGAGGAGCUGUGGUCCCCACUGAGGCUCAAACAUCUGCAUCUUGACUUUUCACCUACUUUUCUGGCUCAGCUGGAUGUUGCAAACAAAUACGUGCUCGCUUAGUCACAUAGGACGGAACAAGUGGUAACAGAAGUGCUAACAGAACAAAAGUAUGUGUUGGCUUUUCUGUGAUCUGGUAAUGAAUAUGUUGUAUGUACUGGAUACAAGAUUCAUGACUACACCCUCACGUACUGCGAUUUCUUCUGGCUUCUGCUGCUCUGAAGAUUGUUAUGAAGAUGACUGCGGUUUCAUUUUGUUUCCUCUUGAGAAGAAGAACCUGACCAGCGAGUCGCGUGUUAAAAGGAAGUGACAGCGGUAAAAGGCCAUUUUGAACCCCCUAGGAGGGCAGGAGAAGAUAAGAUGCCGCCACUCCUGCAAAGCAUGGAUGAGGCAGAGAAGUACCAACAAAGGCUCCAAGGCAUAGCGGAGAGGCGUCGCCAGCAAGAAGAAGAAGAGAAGCUGAGGAGGAAGACAGACGAGGAGCGGUUGAAGACAGCCCAGAAAAAGAGGAUGUCCUUCAGGGACCAGUGGCUUAGUGAAGCAGCCCCAGCUCCUGUCCUUCCUUCACUUAUCAGCUUCAGGCCCUGUACUCCAUUGCAGGAUGAAGAGGACGAGUACACAGCUGCGGAACAAACCAUAAUUGAAACCAUGCCUGAAUACGGGGAUGAAGAGGUAGCAGAUGACGAGAAAGAGGAACAAGAUUCCCAAGAAGAAAGUGAAAAAUCUGGCGACUUUACAGCCGCAGCCAGAACAUACAACUAUCAGGCUGGAGCUGACGAGGACAUACAAGUGAAGGAAGAGGCUGAGGAUCACUUCUCCCUACAUAUGGCACAAAACAUAUUUCAUGACAGUGGGCACGAUGGCCGAUCAGUCCUGGGAAUGUUGGCAGUUCAGGUAGAGAGAGACCCCAAGACAGGUGCCUCCGUCGUCAGAUCAGUGGCCCCCGUGUCCUCGCCAGCUGAUGCUCCAAUGGCUGCCACUGUCUUCGACGAUGGCAGGAAGAGUAUCCACGCUAUCGGUGGGUCAGGAGGUAAACCCUCGACCGAAGAGCUUGGCCAGAUCUUGAGCGUCAUCGAUGGGGUCGGGAUGAAAGUGAUACUGGAUGAGGUCACAGUCACGCCAAACAAGGCAGGGACAAAUAUGGAGGAUAUAGAAGCCGACAGAGCUCCAGAGGGUAAAAUCAUGUCUUUUUCCACCCAUCAUGCAGUGUCAGAUGAGAGCAGUACGCAGUUAGACAGCUCCGGAAGCCACGACUUUGAGGCUGAACUGGGGAUAGAGGACUGUGCUGUAAGAGCGGGGAAGGAGGAAAAAAAAGAGGACGCAUGCAUGAUGGUUUUUGGAGACAUGGCAGCUGUAAGUGUGGGGAAGGAGGAUAAAAAAGAGGAUGCAUGCAUGAUGGUUUUUGGAGACAUGGCAGCUGUAAGUGCGGGGAAGGAGGAUAAAAAAGAGGACGGAUGCCUGAUGGUGGUUGGAGACAUGGCAGGAAAAGUAGAUAAGAUAGAGGAUCAACGUUUGGAGGAAGGCCCAGUCACCCUUGUUUUCCUGGGAUACACUGAUGAUACAACUAGUGAAAGUGUGUGUCUGGGACAAGAGGAACAUGAAGGCAUGCUCACUGCGGAACGAGUGAUCAUCACUGAAGAAGGAGAAGAACUUGCCAUAGAACCUCAGGCAACUCAGGCAACAUUAGAUAAUGUAGCAGAUCAAGAAGAAAGGAAAGAGUCCAAAGAGGAAGCAUUUCAGGACGUUCCCCUGGAUGGAAAUGGAGCUGAAGUUAAAGUCCAUGGAGAUAAAGGUGAUAAUGGGCUGCAUAAUUCAUCUCCACCCAGUAUUGCCGAGGUAGAAGGCACUCCCAAGCGUAAGACCUGUCAGUGUUGCUCUGUCAUGUAAGAAAUGAUUGAAAAGAGAGACUCUCUCACUUAUCAUCAGCCUUAAUCAUAUCAUUUUUUAUAUUUUUAUAACCUCACACCUUCCAUUAGACACUAUAUGCUGCAUUGCUGCCUUAAUGACUGCUUUGAGAACAAAAACCCACCACCUGGUACGGUCUCAUGAUGGUUUUGUCUCUGAGCACACACCACUUCACUUCACUUUGCCAAAGAAAGAGACAUUUAUUAUGCUGUAUGCCUUUUAAAGCAGCUGUGGACUGACAACAGCUCUGUAUUAAAAACCACUUCCUCCCCCUGGUGGACAAAGUGGUGAGUUUCAACAUGCAGUCCUGCAGGCGUGCAUAUACUUCACAUCUGAAAACUCAACUUUUUCUCUGCCUCGGGACUCGUUCUGUGCCUUAUCAGCCAAAAAGAUUUCAUAUGUUUAGCAGUGUUUCCUCAAGAAAUGGAAAAGCCAAAGAGCAAAAAAAAAAAAAAAAGCAUAGUAAUUUACAGUUUGGGACACAAACAUUUCUAACACCGAUCAUAGUCUGAUUUAUGGUUUCUGUUUUAAGUUAAUGUUAAUUUGAAAAUUCUACAUAUUUUAAGGCACCUUCAAACUGUGAUUGACAUUUUUAACAUGCUUUGAUAAUUUGGGAUUUGUUUUUACCCCUCGUCUUCUCUUUUUAGACUCAAAAUCCUUAAAUUGGAAUGUUAUAGGCUAGAAACUUACAUUAAAAUAACAGGAUUUGGUAUUUCUCCGCCAGAAAUGUAUUAUAUAGAUAUAUGCAUUGAAACUGCAUUAAGGUAAUGUGCAGGGAAAUAAAAUGUACAUAAAAUAUAUUUUAGCAGCUAAAUUACUAUAGAAAAUGUGAGGGGGAAAAACAUUCAGCUGCAUUAAAAAUAAUGUUGGUGGCUAGUCAAAAGUCUUCAGGGUUGGUGGAGUUGAACUGAGGGAAUUUGGACUCUUUCUAAAAAUCCUGGCUACGGCUGUGUUACUACUAUCUGCUUAAAUGUUUAAUUAUGGCUGUCACUGUAAUUUGAUUUUAAAAAAAUGAUGUAUUGCAGCAGAUUUUAACUGGAAUAUAUAAUUGUAAAACAGA
Messenger RNA from Thunnus maccoyii (southern bluefin tuna), 5239 nucleotides. Its product is annotated as paralemmin-1-like. The transcript has 10 exons. Bases 2635 to 4161 code for a protein of 508 amino acids. Lineage: Eukaryota; Metazoa; Chordata; Actinopteri; Scombriformes; Scombridae. The record is from RefSeq and is a predicted model, not a curated record. Gene Ontology annotation, biological process: regulation of cell shape. Gene Ontology annotation, cellular component: cytoplasm; membrane.